Messenger RNA from Dipodomys ordii (Ord's kangaroo rat), 1859 nucleotides. RefSeq names its product tripartite motif containing 11 (gene Trim11). The transcript is spliced from 6 exons. Gene Ontology annotation, molecular function: zinc ion binding; protein binding. The coding region runs from base 4 to 1431 and encodes 475 amino acids. The record is from RefSeq and is a predicted model, not a curated record. NCBI's taxonomy places the organism in Eukaryota, Metazoa, Chordata, Mammalia, Rodentia, Heteromyidae.
ACCAUGGAUGCUGUGGAACUUGCCAGAAAGCUACAGGAGGAGGCCACAUGCUCCAUCUGCCUGGACUAUUUCACUGACCCAGUGAUGACCUCUUGUGGUCAUAACUUCUGCCGCGAGUGCAUCCGGAUGACCUGGGAGAAGGCAAAAGGCAAGAAGGGGAAGAGAAGGCAGAAGGGGUCAUUUCCCUGCCCCGAGUGCAGGGAAAUGUCCCCCCAGAGAAACCUGCGGCCAAACCGCCUGCUGACCAAAGUGGCUGAGAUGGCGCGCCAGCACCCGGGGCUGCAGAGGCGGGACCUGUGCCCCGCACACCAGGAGCCCCUCAAGCUCUUCUGCCUGGAGGAGCAGACCCCUAUCUGCGUUGUCUGCAGGGAGGCCCGGGAGCACCAGUCGCACAGGGCGCUCCCAGUGGAUGAGGCCGUGCAGGAGUACAAGGUGAAGCUGGAGGAGGACAUGAAGUACUUCCGGGAGGAGAUAGAAAAGACAGAGAAGAUGCAAGCCAAGGAGGAGCAGAGCUUAGUAGAGUGGCAGGAUAAAGCAAAGGAGAGGAGAGAGCGCAUCCUGGUAGAGUUCCAGAAGGUGGUCCUCUUCCUGGUGGAGGAAGAGCGGAGGCUCCUGCAGACCUUGAAGAAGGAGGAGGAGGAGACAGUGAUGAAGCUGCAGGAUAGCAAAGCCUCGCUGGACAGACAGAACCACUCCCUGCACUCCCUGCUCCUGCAGCUGGAGGAUUGGAGCCGAGAGGACCCCAUCCAAAUGCUGCAGGACAUUAAGGAGGCCCUGCGCAGGGCCCAGGAUGUGAAGCUGCAGCCUCCAGAAGUGGUGCCCAUGGAGCUUAGGACCGUGUGCAGGGUCCCAGGCCUGGUGGAGACCCUGCAGAGAUUUCACGUGGAUGUGACUCUGGACCCAGACACGGCCAACCCGGAGCUGGUCCUGUGUGAGGACAGGCGGAGCGUGCAGAGAGGAGAGCAGCGGCAGGCCCUGCCCGACAGCCCUGAGCGUUUCGACCCCAGUCCCUGUGUGCUGGGCCAAGAGCGCUUCACCUCGGGCCGCCACUACUGGGAGGUGGAGGUUGGGGAUCGCAGCAGCUGGGCCCUGGGUGUCUGCCGAGAGAAUGUCAACCGGAAGGAGAAAGGGGAGCUGUCGGCUGCCUGUGGGUUCUGGAUCCUGGUGUUCCUUGGGAGCUAUUACACCUCCACAGAGCCCGCCUUCUCCCCUCUGCGGGAGCCUCCCAGACGUGUGGGCAUCUUUCUGGACUAUGAGGCUGGACACCUCUCGUUCUACAGUGUGACUGACGGGUCGCUGCUGUUCAUCUUCCCGGAGACGCCCUUCUCCGGCCCUCUGCGACCCCUCUUCUCACCUCUGUCAAGCAGCACAACCCCCAUGACCAUCUGCUGGCUAAAAGGUGGGCCCGGGGAUGCCCUAGCUCCCCAGUGACUCCAGAGAUUGGGGAGCCCCUUUGCCUGACUUCUGAGCCACACUAGGGCCCAAGGGCAGGGAGCAUGUCCAUGAACCACGAGGACACGGUCAGUGGAAGCCUGGGUUCUGGUUAAGGCUGGGCAGUGGAUGCCUGCGUGCCAGGGGCCAGUUCUGUGAACAGCCCUCACAGAGCUCUAAGCCCUAGGUACUAUUUCCUCUGGCUCAAAGGUCCAGGAAUAUCACAAGCCCUUCCAGCCCAGGCCGUCUGUCCUUGUAGCCCCGCCCCCCCCCAAAGCCCCAGGAACCCUGCCUCAGUGAGGAUGGUCAACAGCUCCACACCUACCAGCCUGUCUUAAACUUCAGCCCUGCUAAACACCGGUGGCUCACACCUGAGGAGGCUGAGAUCUGGGAUUGGGGUUCAAAGCCAGCCCAGGCUGUAAGUUCCU